AUGGAAACUCCGAGUCCGCAGGUGUCACCAGCUUUCUACGGACCCGAGGCCUCAACCUCAACCUCAAUAAAUCAGCCAAAGCCCCGGGCCAACUUGCCAACUCCUACGCCUCCCAACUUGAACAACACCGCCAGACCCCGACCAAAUAUAUACAACUACGAAAACCCCACCAAAUGGGCCGAAUUCAAACGCAUGUGGAAGGGUGAUUUCGAAAGCGACAAAGAAGAGUACCGUUGGAAGAAAAAAUGGGGGAUAUCUCUUUCCAUCUUCAUCCUGCUACUCUUCAUCCUCCUUAUUGCAGUGAUCGGCAUCUACUACCACCCUCCGGCGGAGCGCAUCAAUCGCUCAUCAAUCACGAACGCAACAAAGAUCCAUGAAGUGACUAUGACCACUACCAUUACGGCACUAAUCCCAAUUUCUUCCGACAAUGGCGAGAAUACCCAUGUCACAAUGGUGCGAUCAACUGACGCCUCGCUUCCCACGCCCGCUCCUAUUCAGGAUCAAGAAGCCGAGCACGGUAAUCAAGUUAAGCACAUGCAACAAAAGGACGACGCUUCGAUUUUCAAGACUCGAGCCUUCAGCAGCGUAUCAGCCCCUCCUUACCUGGACGCUUGCCAAACGAAUCUCGAGUGUGACUGGGGAUACCGGUGUAUUGAAGAAACCUGCUACCCUGGCUGUGAUUCCGACAGUGACUGUCGCGACGCACACAAGUGCGAGCAUUGGAAACAUGAUGGGCCAAGUUAUAAAUACUGUAUGGUUGCGCGGCACAAGGAGUGCCGCGCUCACCUCGAAUUCUGCCGCAAUGACAAUGAGUGCUGUUCUGGUCGGUGCGAGUCGAAGGGGAAGUGGAAGCUUUGCCAGCCCAGUACAGGUCGAUCGCAACCAUCUGAUUCGAAUGAUCUUCGACCUUGA
Messenger RNA from Penicillium manginii, 912 nucleotides. RefSeq lists its product as uncharacterized. Bases 1 to 912 code for a protein of 303 amino acids. Lineage: Eukaryota; Fungi; Ascomycota; Eurotiomycetes; Eurotiales; Aspergillaceae. The record is from RefSeq and is a predicted model, not a curated record. The transcript is spliced from 2 exons.